Sorex araneus (European shrew) is the source of this 2295-nucleotide messenger RNA. RefSeq names its product thyroid stimulating hormone receptor (gene TSHR). The record is from RefSeq and is a predicted model, not a curated record. Gene Ontology annotation, molecular function: thyroid-stimulating hormone receptor activity. The transcript is spliced from 10 exons. Gene Ontology annotation, cellular component: membrane. Gene Ontology annotation, biological process: G protein-coupled receptor signaling pathway. NCBI's taxonomy places the organism in Eukaryota, Metazoa, Chordata, Mammalia, Eulipotyphla, Soricidae. Bases 1 to 2295 code for a protein of 764 amino acids.
AUGAGGCCGCUCCCCCUGCUGCAGCUCGCGCUGACCCUCGCCCAGCCGGGGCUCCUGGCAGGAAAGGUGUGCGCGUCCACGUCCUGUGAGUGCCACCAGGAGGAUGACUUCAGAGUCACCUGCAAGGAGGUACACAGCAUCCCCAAACUACCGCCCGGCACGCAGACUCUGAAGCUUAUAGAGACACAUCUGAAAACCAUCCCCAGUUGUGCAUUCUCAGAUCUUCCCAAUAUUUCCAGGAUCUACUUAUCAAUAGAUACAACUCUGCAGCAACUAGAAUCACAUUCCUUCUACAAUCUGAGUAAACUGACACACAUAGAGAUUCGGAAUACCAGAAGCUUAACCUACAUAGACUCUGGCGCUUUCAAAGAACUUCCCCUUCUAAAGUUCCUUGGCAUUUUCAACACUGGACUUAGAACAUUCCCUGACCUGACCACCGUUUAUUCUACUGAUGUAUUCUUUAUACUUGAAAUUACAGAUAAUCCUUAUAUGACUUCAAUCCCUGAUAAUGCUUUCCGGGGACUCUGCAAUGAAACCUUGACACUGAAAUUGUACAAUAAUGGCUUUACUUCUAUCCACGGAUAUGCUUUCAAUGGAACAAGGUUGGAUGCUGUUUACCUGAACAAGAAUAAAUACCUGAGAGAUAUUGAUAGAGAUGCAUUUGGAGGAGUCUACAGUGGACCAACACUGCUGGAUGUGUCUCAUACCAGUGUGACAGCCUUGCCAGCCAAAGGCCUGGAGCACCUCAAGGAACUGGUAGCAAGAAGUACUUGGACUCUAAAGAAACUUCCACUUUCCUUGAGUUUCCUUCACCUCACACGAGCUGACCUUUCUUACCCAAGCCACUGCUGUGCUUUUAAGAAUCAAAAGAAAAUCAGAGGAAUUCUUGAGUCCCUAAUGUGCAAUGGGAGCAAUAUUCAGAGCCUACGUCAGAAAAAAUCUGUGAAUGCCUUCAAUGUUCCCUUCUACCAGGAAUACGAAGACAACAUGGGAGACAGCGGUGCAGUGUACAAAAGAAACUCCAAGCUCCAGGAUACCCAAAGCAACUCUCAUUAUUAUGUCUUCUUUGAAGGUCAAGAAGAUGAGACCAUUGGCUUUGGCCAGGAACUGAAAAACCCCCAGGAAGAGACCCUGCAGGCCUUUGACAGCCAUUAUGACUACACUGUGUGUGGGGGCAAUGAAGACAUGCUAUGUACGCCCAAGUCAGAUGAGUUUAACCCCUGUGAAGACAUAAUGGGUUACGAGUUCCUGCGAAUUGUGGUGUGGUUUGUUAGUCUGCUGGCUCUCCUGGGCAAUGUCUUUGUCCUGGUCAUCCUGCUGACGAGUCACUACAAGUUGACUGUCCCACGAUUUCUCAUGUGCAACUUGGCCUUUGCAGAUUUCUGCAUGGGGAUAUAUUUGCUCCUCAUUGCCUCUGUAGACCUCUACACUCACUCUGAGUACUACAACUAUGCCAUUGACUGGCAGACAGGCCCUGGGUGCAACACAGCCGGCUUCUUUACAGUCUUUGCGAGUGAGCUGUCAGUGUAUACGCUGACAGUCAUCACCCUGGAGCGCUGGUAUGCCAUCACCUUUGCCAUGCGUCUGGACCGGAAGAUCCGCCUCAGGCACGCGUACGUCAUCAUGAUUGGGGGCUGGAUUGGCUGCUUCCUGCUGGCUCUGCUCCCAUUGGUAGGAAUAAGCAGCUAUGCCAAGGUUAGCAUAUGCCUACCCAUGGACACAGAGACCCCUGUUGCCCUGGCAUAUAUUAUCUUCGUCCUGUUGCUCAACAUAGUCGCCUUUAUCAUUGUCUGUGCUUGUUACGUGAAGAUCUACAUCACGGUUAGAAACCCCCAGUACAAUCCCGGGGAUAAAGACACCAAGAUUGCCAAAAGGAUGGCAGUCUUGAUCUUUACUGAUUUUAUGUGCAUGGCCCCAAUCUCAUUCUAUGCUCUGUCAGCACUAAUGAACAAGCCUCUCAUCACUGUCACCAACUCCAAAAUUCUGCUGGUUCUCUUCUAUCCACUUAACUCCUGUGCCAAUCCAUUCCUCUAUGCCAUUUUCACCAAGGCCUUCCAGAGGGAUGUGUUCAUCCUGCUCAGCAAGUUUGGCAUCUGUAAGCGCCAGGCGCAGGCAUACCGAGGCCAGAGAGUUUCUCCCAAGAACAGCAUGGCUCUUCAAGUCCAAAAAGUGAACCAGGACAUGAGGCAAAGUCUCCCCAACACGCAGGAUGACUAUGAGCUGCUUGGAAACUCUCACCUAACUCCAAAUAAGCAGAAUCAAAUCUCACAAGAGUACAAGCAGACAGCUUUGUAA